Molecule: messenger RNA, 1134 nt
Organism: Arvicola amphibius (Eurasian water vole)
Lineage: Eukaryota; Metazoa; Chordata; Mammalia; Rodentia; Cricetidae
Product: glutathione S-transferase Mu 1-like
Exons: 8
Coding region: 115-771 (218 amino acids)
Biological process (GO): glutathione metabolic process
Molecular function (GO): glutathione transferase activity
Source: RefSeq, a predicted model, not a curated record
GGACCCUCUGCUUUGUCCCUCCUCCUUCUCUUUGGGAGUCUGCGUAAUCGCAGUUUGUCCAAAGGCCCAGAUCAACCCUGUUAAAGCUAGUUUGAGAAGGCUACCGCCAGCACGAUGCCAAUGAUCCUGGGAUACUGGAAUGUCCGCGGUUUGACACAAUCCAUCCGCAUGCUCCUGGAAUACACAGACUCAAACUAUGAGGAGAAGAAAUACAAAAUGGGGGACGCUCCUGAUUGUGACCAAAGCCAGUGGCUGAGUGACAAGUUCAAGCUGGGCCUGGACUUUCCCAAUCUGCCCUACUUAAUUGAUGGAUCCCACAAGAUCACUCAAAGCAAUGCCAUCCUGCGCUACAUUGCCCGCAAGCACAACCUGUGUGGGGAGACAGAGGAAGAGAGGAUUCGUGCCGACAUUGUGGAGAACCAGAUCAUGGACCACCGCAUGGAGCUCAUUAGACUCUGUUACAACCCUGAGUUUGAGAAGCAGAAGCCAGAGUUCUUGAAGACCAUCCCUGAGAAGAUGAAGCUCUACUCGGAGUUCUUGGGCAAGCGGCCAUGGUGUGCAGGGGACAAGAUCACCUAUGUGGAUUUCCUCCUCUAUGAUAUUCUUGACCAGCACCGUAUAUUUCAGCCCCACUCCCUGGAUGCCUUCCCUAACCUGAACGACUACAUGGCCCGCUUUGAGGGCCUGAAGAAGAUAUCUGACUACAUGAAGAGCAGCCGCUUUAUCUACAAACCAUUCUAUGUAUCGCUGGCCUUUUGGAACCCAAAAUAGGACUACAAAACCCAGACCUCUGGCAAAAUUCAUGACCACCCUGCUGGCUCUGGCUCUUGGCCAUGACUGUGUGUCCCCACCAAAUAUUGUUUCCGUCUACUUUCUACUCCUGAUUCCUCCAUUCUUCUUACAAGCCCUUCCUUCAGUGAAGCCUCUGGAUCCUUCUACUCCCCAUUUCUUCAUCGGUCUCCUGCUCCUAUUCCUUUAUCCUGCCCUGCAUCCAGCCCUUCCUCCUUGCUGCUUGGAGGAAUGUACCAGACCCCAGAAUCCCCAGUAAGGUCUGAGAGAUCAGACCUGCCUGUGUGCUGGCCCUCAGAAUGAGCUACUGAGCCCUGUCUCAUCUCCAGUAAAGUCUGAAUGACA